UCACACAAUCUGAGUAUGGUUUCCGUUUAUUAUUCGGAUACUCAAGGCACUACCAAAUUAUUGGGAUACUUCCGUAUACUAAUCCGGAUUGGGGUGAUGUACAGGUUGAAAGAUCCUCUGGAAAAUUUAAAAUUAAAGGUAAGCCUCAGAAAAGCCAGCUUAAGUAGAAGAAGGUUAGAACUAGCUUCAAAUCCUCGCGAAUCGAAUGAAAAUGCAGACCUUGAAGUUUUGACAUUCCAUUGGCAAGAGAAAUAUUUUAGUCCACUGGAGAAACGAAAAUAUGCUGAAGAACCUCCUUCAAAUGAAGACUACCAAAUAUUACUAGCAAAGAAAGAUAGAAAUGCUAACAGUCGAUUGUUUAGUUAUAUCAGCCAAGAUCGUUACCAGCCUUAUGAUGAUGAACCUGUGAUUAAGAAAGGAAGGAGAAAGAAUGCAGCUCACCACAGACAAACCAUGUAUGUGAUGGCUGACUUGCAGUCACAGAUUGAUGGACUGGAUUUUGAUGAGAAAGUCCUAUUCACAAUCACGGUCGAUACUACCGUCGGACAGUUAAUGUUGUCACGUGACGUAUCACAUGAUGAACACUGGUACAGGAUUGAGAGCUCUGGUAGAGAAAUAUUUGAAUAUCGAAUAGAGAAUGUGUCGCAACCAAUUACUGGAGAAGAACUACAAAGGGAGAGACAAUUGCAUAAUCAGUUGCAUAGUCAUCAGUCUGAGAGGCUCAAGCAGUCAUUAGGGGCGGAGUUUCAGUCACUGCCUCCUGAUAAAGAUACUAAACUAGUACACAUUAUUGGCUCAAUAGAAACUGCUGAAGGAUUUGGUUGGUCUCCUGUAUAUAUAAUAUUUCAGCUCCACCUUCCAAAUGAGGGUUUUGAGCUAAAGAGUGGAAUUGAAUUAAUAUCUACACAACUGAGUUCUCCCAAUAGUGACCAGGUGACCCAUUUUUGUACUCCAUUUGAAUACGAGCUACUAGUCUCCACUCCAUCUCCCUCUUCUGGUUCAUCUCCUUCAAUGUCGUCUCCUUUUGUUUCCGUUGAAGUUUCUUCUCUUGACUUUUGGGACAGACACAGAUUAGAAGGAUAUGGAACUUACUCUCUACCAUUAGUACCUGCAUCACUUACAGUUCCCAUCAAUACUUCUAAGCCGAGUCCUACCUCGUUAAAGGAGCAGCUGUUGCAUUAUUUCAUCGGCACUUCCAGUCGGACCAGCCUGAAGGAUAGCAGAGAUGCAAAGAGCAGGUUUGGAGCUACCAGUAUCUCAAGUGGAAAGGUUUACAUUAAAUUGAGUGUGCUCAGUCUUAGCCGUGAAACUGCUGAAAUAUAUUCCAGUAAAGAAAUGAGAGAGAAGCUAAGGCAACAGCAAGGAAAUUUGUCUAUGUCAGUCAAAGCAGUUACAGACGCAUAUCACAAAGCACGCAGCAAAGCCUUAGAAGUGCUGAAGACUUCUGAAGAUCAGAGCAGCUAAUGACUGCCAACAAUUUACACACACCAAUUAAAGUCACUUAUUCUGAUAUAAAUGUGUUAAUAUGUAUUGACAAGUUAAA
Molecule: messenger RNA, 1543 nt
Organism: Amphimedon queenslandica
Lineage: Eukaryota; Metazoa; Porifera; Demospongiae; Haplosclerida; Niphatidae
Product: Meckel syndrome type 1 protein-like
Exons: 19
Coding region: 16-1464 (482 amino acids)
Biological process (GO): cilium assembly
Cellular component (GO): MKS complex
Source: RefSeq, a predicted model, not a curated record